GAGUUAAUCGUAUGUCAUAAGUUGAUCGUAUGUCAUUCACUUAUAUAUGAAUAUUUUUGCUUUAACCGUGCAUCAACAAACGCAUAUUUCUGUUUAUUUAUUUAUUAACAAUGCAGCGUGCGUUUGUUGCCGAGAAUAUCCAAACGGUGCUGCCACCUGAAUGUGAAAUUUCGAAGCAACGAAAUUCUACUUUCACAUUGAGAUUUUAUAAGACCGGCUUUAAAAAAAAAAUUAAAAAAAAAUACUGCUUGUCAAAUUAACCUGUUCGAUUCACAAUUCACUGUUUCAUAAUAAGGCGAUCGAUCGCGUUGACCGAUCGCAAUUACUCGGUUUAAAGACCACCCGGUACCGUGCGAGCAGAUCUCUCGUGCGAGACAACUCCGGAUCUCUGGGAUCGGCAUUAUCGUGCAUUGUCGUUCACACGUCAGCUGCUUUGACGGACCGCGGUGGAAUAAUGACAGAGCGGGCGAGCGAGGAGUUGACGUCGUCGGAUCUGGGCACUCUCGAGUUAUGGAUCGCUAUGAAAUUGGAUUUAAACAAAGAGAGUGAUAAGAUAAUCGACGUAGGAUGCGGUAAUGCGAUGACUUUGGUUGAACUCGCGAAAGCGGGAUUCGCAAACUUGACGGGGGUGGAUUACUCACAGAAAGGGGUAGAUCUGGCCCGCAUGGUGCUGAACGAUAGCAACUUGCCGAAUGUAAAGAUAGAGAUUUGCGACAUACUCAACAACACAUUGCCGCAUGAUUUUAAAGUCGUUCAUGAUAAAGGCACUUACGACGCUAUAAGUUUAAAUCCGGAAGAUCCGAUGGCAAAACGGCAGAAAUAUAUAGAAAAUAUAUACCGCAUCCUUUUACCAGGAGGCUAUUUCAUCUUGACAUCCUGUAACUGGACCAAAGAAGAAUUGCUAAAGCAUUUUACGAGUCAUUUUGAAUUCGAUAGUCAACUGCCUACGGAUUCGUUCCAGUUUGGCGGGCAGACGGGUAACACUGUAACACAAUUGAUAUUUAGAAAAAAGUGACUAUGAACAAAUUUAUGUGUACCACAUUAAAAUAAAUAAAAUAAUUGUGUCUAAUUUGUAAAA
Messenger RNA from Wasmannia auropunctata (little fire ant), 1078 nucleotides. RefSeq names its product methyltransferase-like protein 10. Gene Ontology annotation, biological process: peptidyl-lysine dimethylation; peptidyl-lysine monomethylation. The transcript is spliced from 3 exons. Gene Ontology annotation, molecular function: protein-lysine N-methyltransferase activity. The record is from RefSeq and is a predicted model, not a curated record. Bases 455 to 1015 code for a protein of 186 amino acids. Gene Ontology annotation, cellular component: cytoplasm. NCBI's taxonomy places the organism in Eukaryota, Metazoa, Arthropoda, Insecta, Hymenoptera, Formicidae.